Molecule: messenger RNA, 4827 nt
Organism: Lingula anatina
Lineage: Eukaryota; Metazoa; Brachiopoda; Lingulata; Lingulida; Lingulidae
Product: exportin-5
Biological process (GO): protein export from nucleus; RNA export from nucleus
Cellular component (GO): cytoplasm; nucleus; RNA nuclear export complex
Molecular function (GO): RNA binding; small GTPase binding; nuclear export signal receptor activity
Source: RefSeq, a predicted model, not a curated record
AGCAUGAAAGGUUAGGCCUUCUGUCACAGCCUCACAGGAUUUUAUCCAGACCCCAGCCGUGAGAUUGCAGAGGCAGCCUUUUCUUAAAUUGUAUAAAUAGCAGCUAAAUCUGCAUGAAAUGGAAGCUGAGAUUUUGCAGUUUGCAUCAAGACUUGCCAUGGCAGUUGAAACUGUGAUGAAUCCGGCUGUUGAGCGUGAUGAUCGGUUGAAGGCACACCAGCUAUGUGAAGAAUUCAAAGAGUCUUCACCAUUUUGUGCUCAGUGUGGAUUACUACUGGCUUCUAAGGAUAAACCACACGUAAUAAGAAACUUUGGUCUUCAGCUGAUUGAACACUGUGUAAAGUAUCGUUGGAAUGCCAUGUCACCAGAGGAGAAGAGUUUUAUAAAGGAUAAUGUCAUGGCUUUGCUUGCCAGUGGAAGUGAGGAUAUCCUUACUGAACAAAGUCACAUAAAGAAUGUCCUGUCCAGAAUUGUGGUUGAGAUGGUUAAAAGAGAAUGGCCUCAGCACUGGUCCACACUGUUAAGUGAACUGGAUACUCUGUGUAAAAUUGGGCCUACUCAAGUUGAACUUGUACUCCUUAUCUUCUUGAGGCUGGCAGAGGAUGUGGUGGCUUUCCAAAAUUUCCAGACUCAGCGAAGAAGAGAGAUCCACCAGGCUCUGACAGGAAACAUGAGCGCUAUUUACAGCUUUAUGUUGACAGCAUUACAAGAGCAUGUCACAAAAUAUAAAGAUUUACAAAAUGAUGGCUCUUCCCCCGAUAAUCCAGAGUUAUUGGUGCACUGUAAGGUGGCUCAAGCAGUCCUGAUGGCUCUGACUGGGUACCUGGACUGGAUCAGCUGGUCUCUGGUCUUUGCUAACAAUGACAUGCUGCUAUUACAAUAUCUGUGUCUGCUGCUCAGUGAUUCCAGUCUGCAGUUACAUGCUGCGGAAUGCCUCCUGAUCAUAGUGAAUAGAAAGGGUAAACUGGAAGACAGAAAGCCAUUAUUAGCUUUAUUCAGUGAAGGUGCUAUGAGUACAAUAUUAAGUGCAGCACAGGCAGCCUUACAUGUAUCACUGAAUGAAUACUACUAUCAGUUCCUUAAGAAAUUAUGCCAAGUUUUGACAGGAAUUGGAACCCAACUCUGUGCUUUAUGGGGUUCCAGUGAUGAUAUUGGCCAACCAGAAAACUUUGGAAAGUAUCUAGAAGCAAUUCUUGCACUGACUCAACACCCCAGUCAGAUGCUUGGCAGCUACACACACUCCUUGCUUGCAUCAUUCCUGAAGCAUGAACACAUCUCCAAGGAUCCUGUAAUGGUGGCCACAAUAGACAAGAUCCUGAGUAUAUCUUCCCAAGCUCUAAUGAAGGUUGGCUUUCCUUCUCACAGGAACCACCCCAGCUGUGAUUAUGCAAGAUUGGAUUUUGACUGUGAUGAGGACUUCAAUGUGUUCUUCUCCAGAUAUAGGGCAGAAGUAGUCGAAACACUGAGGUUGGUGACAUUGAUUGCUCCUGAUGUAACCUUUCAGUAUACCAGUUGCUGGCUCCAAACACUGCUUCAGAAACCUUUAGAUCUUGGAGAUGGCCCAGAGACAGGGCACUGUAAUCUCAGCUCCCCUGCCUUUCUGGAGUGGGAUGCCCUGGUUGCCAUGUUGGAGAGUGUCAUGUCCCGUCUGAAGUCCAGUCCUCACCCACAACCCCCUGUCACGGAUGGCAUACAACUGUUUAAGGCAGUGCUCAACUACCAGACCCAGGAUCCCCUUAUUUUGUCUUGUUUGCUGUCAUGCAUUUCUGCACUGUUCACCUACAUCACAUAUGCGCCAGAUACACUGCCUACAGUGUUGGACAAAAUAUUCACCACGGUGUUGUUUAACCUGGGAUGUCAGACCAAGGCCACCAGGAGCCGAGCUGUCAAAAAUGUUCGGCGACAUGCGUGCUCAAGCCUGGUGAAGAUAUGUAAGCAAUUCCCAGAACUACUGCUUCCUGGCUUUGACCAGUUGUACACACAUAUCAAGAAACUCAGUGAUGAUCCUGCCCAGCUUUCACAAAUGGAAAAAUGUACACUCAUGGAAUCUCUUAUCCUUAUAAGUAAUGAGUUCAAGAACUAUGACAAGCAGUCUGCAUUUCUAGCUGACAUCUUGGCACCAGUAAGGGAAAUGUGGCUAUCACAGGAUUUCAGAGAAGCCUUUUGGUCUACAGAAAAAUUCAUGUCCUACAUAGGAAUAGACAGGGCACCAGUAGAACCCAGCUCAGCUGAUACUUGUGGCAUUAACAGGUCACAUAUUCUUUACUGCAUAUCCACAAUCCUUGCCGUCCUGAAACGAAGCACAUGUCCUGCUAAGAGUGAGGUAGCUGCCAGUGGUGGGUUUGUGUUGUGUGAGACAGCAGCAGGUGCUCCUGCUUACAGGAACCCUGCUACGGCACACAUUCUACCACUGCUGGUCAACCUACUGGCCCUGCUCAGGGUUUUCAAUGAGCUGUGGUUCCCUCAGUAUUCUUCAAAGCGGCAUCCGGAGUUUUACAAGGCCUAUGAUCUGCAAGAAACUGAAAAGUUGAUUUUGCUAGGAAUCCAACCACCUUUUAUAGAUAAUACAGAUAAUGCAGCUUCUAAAGAUCCACUCAAGAGGAUGCAGGGGUUCAUCAACUCAGCACAUGAUAAUUCCUAUCACAUCUUGGGCAAUUGCUGUAGCAGUCUUGGCUAUGAAUUCUACAGAAUGCCUGACUUGGCACAAUCUAUUAUAAGUCAUGUCUUCCACAACUUAGAAGUUGUUCCAGAUUACAGACUUAGACCCAUCAUUCGUGUAUUCCUGAAGCCAUAUAUUCACUGCUGUCCAAAGGAAGAAGGGUUUUAUACUGCAGCAAUUAUACCAUUGCUGGAAACCUUGGCACCAUUCAUGAUGCAGAGAUUAGAAGAGAGAUGGCACACUAUCCACCAAAGAGCUGAAGAACAACAGGAGGAAGAUGACAACCCUGAGUCCCAAGAGGUGGUGGAGGACCAGCUGACCAGACAGUUGACUAGAGAAUAUAUAGAUCUGAUAGCUUGCAUAUGUCUUCCCCGCCGUUUUGAACCAUCUGAUGAUAGCACAAUGGAGGAGGAUGAGCCACAGACAAGCAGUAAGGAAGAGGGAGUCAGUGAGCUAGGGAUGUUGGUGCUCAAAUCUAGUGCAAUCUGGUCCCAGGUGGUGCUGUGUGUUUUCACAGGUCUGACAUGGCGUGACACCAAUACCUGCAACAAGUGUAUCAAUUGCGCAUGGCCAUUACUAAAACAGUUGGUGGGAGAUAAGACAUUAUCAGGGGAAGAUGCUAAGUUUCUGUUCCACAGAGUCUUAACUGCUUUGCAGAUCCAUGGUGAGCAUGAAGCUUGUCAGUCACACUUGAUAGGCUUAGGGCUCCAGGCAUAUGAAGCAUUGAGGCCAUCUUAUCCUGGUGUCACCAGCAUAUUGGAACAAGUGCCCCAGGUCACUCCAGAGUCAAUAAAGGACUUUGAUGAUAAAUUUCUGUCAAAUACAAAGCAAAAACAAGCAAGCGAAAAAAGGAAGAAAGAUGCCUUUAAAAAGCUAGUGUCUGGAAUAAUUGGGCAAAAUAUUGGCCAGCAGUUUAGAAAGGACACAAACAUAAAGAAUCUACCGCCUGUUUUUAAGAGAAAGAAGCCCUCACCUCCAAGUCCAGAGGGCCUGGCUGCGUUGUUUAAUCCAGAAAAACAGAAUGGCCAAUGACUUCCAUAGCAGUAUUUGUUGGAUUAUAUAUUAAAAUUAUGCUGCCUUAUAUUGAUGCUUAAUGUGUGUUGGAGUGAUACUUGUAUAAGACUCUACAUAGAGAUUGUCACACUAUCCACAUGAGAAGUUUCUACAAGCAUAAGUGAUUAUAUAGAGACACAAUAUGUGCAGUACAACAAAAGUGAUUUUGCACUUGAUUUCCACUGAGUACAAAUACAAAAAUGGAAUUACUUUAAAUGACUUUCUUUGCUCAUGGGAAUGAGUAUGCAUGGAAUUGAACACAUUUCUGUGCUUAGCUAAAUGCAUGUGAAUUGGGCUUGUGAUUGAAAGGAGGUUAAGUGAAAGAUAAAAGUCUUUUCAGUCUGGAUUUCACAUGCCUUUUUUUAGAAAUAUAUUGAUUAUUUGCCUUUAAAACAGUCAUUUAGUGUGCAACUAUCUUAAUUUAUUUGGAUAUCAGUUGUGCAUUCUACCACUUCAGCAGUGUUUUUCACCAUCAUAACCAUAUACAGUAACUGUUAAAUUCAGGCUCUUUUACAGGCAUCCACAUGGGGUUUGAAGCUUCUGCAAAAAUAAGUAGCAAUUAAAUACAACAUGAACAAUCAGGGUAUACUGGUAGCAAUAAACCAAAUAUUACAGCACCUGUGUUAUGAUCUUCAGAAAGUUGAAAAUACUCCAAAGCAAGAAUAUGUCUAAAAACCGGAUGGUCUCUCUCUUUCUGACAUUCCUUCCCAAUAUUAUUUCUAAGUUGAUAAAAUGUGAUUUGUAAAUAUCCUGUAUUGCUUCAAAUGGGAGGAGUAUAAAAUUUGUAAGAAAUCAAAAUCAGAGCCAAUUUAUUUAUUCUUAUGCUGGGAAUUUGAAUAUGCGUUUAAAAUGGAAAAAAAGUCGAAUGAGAAGUAUAAAAUUUGUAAGAAAUCAAAAUCGGAGCCAAUUUAUUUUUUCUUAUGCUGGGAAUUUGAAUAUGUGUUUAAAAUGGAAAAAGUUGAAUGAAAGGCAUUGGCAACGUUUCUUAUACUCGGGGGCAGAUCCAGAAUUAUUUGAAGCGGGGUCUGGAUCGACAGACCUCAGAUGCAAAGCCGACCAUCGCCCCCUUGGUGUGGGGUUUGGGGCCUGCUCAAGGGCCCCGAAUAUUUUUUGGU